Messenger RNA from Zychaea mexicana, 2643 nucleotides. RefSeq lists its product as uncharacterized. The record is from RefSeq and is a predicted model, not a curated record. The transcript is spliced from 3 exons. Bases 397 to 2517 code for a protein of 706 amino acids. NCBI's taxonomy places the organism in Eukaryota, Fungi, Mucoromycota, Mucoromycetes, Mucorales, Lichtheimiaceae.
GAAGACGCGUUUUUUUUUCUCCCUUCUAUUUGCCCUUUAUACACACACACACACACCCUCUUGUAGCCGAGCGUACCACAGCUAACCGUAUGUGAUAAGCCCUUCUUCUGAAAUCAACCCCACCAGCAACACACAAAAACUAAAGCAAACCCCUCUUCUUCCCCUCUUUUUCAACCUUCUUCUACCUACGAAGUACUUCAGUCGCUUCGCGGUGGUAGCGAGUUAACCUGCCAGAUUUAAUUCAAAAAUCCCUAAUUCAAAUAAUUCAAAUCAGUCAAGCCAUUUGCUUUUCUCUUUCUCUUUCAAUCAGUAUCCUCAGUCUUCUUACCUUAUUCUCUCACACAAACUCUCUCUCUAAAUCAACUCAUUCACUUACUUUUCCCUUUUCUAUCAACGAUGGGAACUCGACGACAACGACAACAACAACAACAACAACAACAACAGCUCGUUGGUAAUUUCAAUACAACGGUGACGCCCUUGGUUGGCAUGACAAAUCAGACAACGACAGCACCAGCAGCAGGGACCAUGACAACAGCAACACAGCCACCACUACCACUACCAGCCACAGUAGACGGCAGCGGCGGGGGAGCAGCAGCAGCAGCAGCAGCAGCAACAUCAACAUCGUCAUCAAUGCCCCCACGUCAGUUGUCAGGAAGUCGUGAAGCGAUGAAACCUCUUUACGAUCGACUGUUGGAACGCUCAUUCGCAGACAGUGCCUCGGCUGUAGAAUUCUGCCGGACUACAUGUGCUGAGCAUGGCUUUACUGUAAAGCAAGAAGCGAGUGCAAACAAGGUAUGCGAUAUACAGCCACCCACAAACACACACACACAGUGUGUCUCUCUACGUGUAUCUUUGUAUUUCUUUAUGCAAAAACAAGGUUUGCGCCAUCAUAUUUACGUUUACUGUUCACGCGAAGGCCUGCCUGAUUCUGUUCGAAAGCCCCGCUCCUCACCACAACGUAAGCGACCCUCCAAACGCUGCGACUGUCGAUGGCGCGUCGUACUGUCCGAGACCGAGCCAGGCCGUUGGGAAUUUCGACGUUCACUCAACCCAAACGCAGCAGAGCAUAACCACGAAAUGAUGUCACCUGAUGAAAUGGUUCAGAACUGGCCUAACGAGGUCAAUGAAUUGAUAAUAGGACUAGCCCGCCAACGUAUGCAGACGCAUGAGAUCCGUGAUAGGGUCAAGCAGCGGUAUCCUUCAAUCGCAUGGAACGAGAGGCGAUUUUACAACCGGUUGACGGAGGAACGGAAGCGGAUACGGCAACGUGAUGUCAUGGAUCGAAGCCAGCGGCUGUUAACGGUUUCGGCACGCGUGUGUUCCCUUGUGGCUGCCAACGAGGACUGGUCGACAUGCGUCGAGUCUGAAUUCACGCGUCUGUUGAAACAUUAUUGUCAGCUAGCACGGACGGAUGCAGAAGGGUUGGUCAAUUUUGAUACGGAUGCCAUGCAAGUGGUGGAUGAUCAGCAAAGUGGUAGCGUCUGCGACAGUGCGUCGUCAUCGUCCAACAGCGAUUUUGAUAAUAGCCAGUCGGAUGAGAUUGAGGAUGACAAACCUUUGCCAAAACGGCGCAAGUCGGUCGCGUCCAUGGCAUCCCAGAGUCAACAGCAAAAGCAACACCAUCACCAACAACAGUCUAAUUCAGCAGCAGCAGCAGCAGCAGCAUUGGCAAAAGGAACACAGACGGUGCAUAUCCCCGGUUACACAUUGUUUGUGCGACUGCAGUCGCAGCGUGGGUCGUCUGAAGGAACCUCUUCCUCGACGCAAAGUGUUGGACGACGCAACACGGCGUCAACCACAGAUCAGUUGGAUGUCAACCCGCUCUCGUUCCCACUUGCAUCUCCGGGAGCAUCCUCCUCGUCCUCACAAUCAUCAGCAUUGCUGCAUCAGUAUGCUUUGCAACAACAGCAGCAGCAGCAGCAGCAGCAGCAGCAGCGAUCACCCAGCUCACCACAACCACAACAACAGUCCAUGACAGAUGCCGCUCUAAUGACGACUGCGCCAUAUCGCCAGCAGAUACCAGGUCAUCAUCACCAUGCCCACGGGACAAAAUUUGCAGCAAUGCAACAACAACAACAACAGAAUCAUCCGACGAGUAGCAAUGGAGCUGCGUUGACGCCAGCAUAUGCAGUUUCAGGCAAUGCAUUCUCGUCGCCACCGUCAGAAUUGUCCUUUGCAUUUGAAAGCCUCGUCCAGCCGCCUUGGGAUCAACAACAACAACAACAGUCGCAGCAACAGCAGCAGCAGCAGCAGCAGCCACAAAGAAUGUCUGAAAAUGGUGCUAUAGCAAUGCAUCCGAAUCAAUUUGGUUCCAUGGUGAUGGAUGCUAAGCAACAAGCGCUGCUAUUUGGCUACAUGCCGGACAACCAGCAACUACAGCAGCACCAGCAGAGAUCCAUGCGUAUGAAUGAUCAUCCGUUGCGCCACUCACUGCCUCUUCAGAUAGAUGGUAGCAGUCCUGACCACACUACUACUGUGAAUGGCUCUCUGCACACAGACCCAGCCCAUUGGGGCUAAUAUAGCAGUAUCUCCCCUUUCCAAUUUUUUCUUCUUCUUCACACUCACAUCAUGGUCUUCUUUUCCUCAUAUGUUAUAUUCUUUCAAAGUUAGCAGUAUUAGUAAAUAGCAGCAGCAGCAGUACUC